AUGUCCACCAGUAUCGGGCCCGCUAAUAUCAAUAUUGGCGACCAUGGACCUGAUAUCAUGAAUACUGCCCACACGACCGAGACGAUAUUCACCGAGAAGAGUACUGCCAACGUGGACCAAGAUCAAGCAAGAGAUGAAGGCACAGACUACGAAAAGCGAACUGAACCUGGUCUGACCAGCCAUGCUUCAGAGCAAGAGCCCACCCAAGAUGAACUCCACCGAACGGCCUCUACAGUAGCCCCAUCCCACAGGUCUGCCCAAAGAGAUCCUGUCAGCCGAGUCACGACAGAUGCAGAGGGUAACACCUAUCCCGAGGGUGGUCUCCAAGCAUGGUUGGUCGUGCUCGGUAGCUUCCUCGGCCUUUUUGGCUCCCUAGGACUGGUUAACACCAUAGCCACCUUCCAAGCCUAUAUCCAAACCCACCAACUGAAAGAAUACAGCGCUGGAAGUAUUGGAUGGAUUUUUGGAAUGUUCGCCUUCCUCACUUUCUUCUGCGGAGUGCAGAUUGGCCCCAUUUUCGAUGCACGGGGUCCACGCCUGCUCGUAUUUGCAGGCUCCGUCUUCGAAAUGGCCAUGAUCAUCCUUGUUGGUUUCUGUACUGAAUAUUGGCACUUUAUGCUGGUCAUCGGUGUCCUGGGUGGAGUCGGAGCCUCUCUCAUCUUCACCCCGGCCAUAUCGGCGAUCGGCCAUUACUUCUACGAGAAGCGUGGAGUCGCAACUGGAAUGGCUGCUACCGGUGGUUCCAUCGGAGGUAUUGCCUUUCCUUUGAUUUUGGAAAGCCUAUUUCCCAAGAUUGGCUGGGCCUGGGCGACCCGAGUUGUUGCUUUAAUCUGCUUGAUUGUACUGGGACUCGCAAACCUUCUCAUCAGGUCUCGACUGCCUCAAAAGCCAUUCUCAAAGGAGAAUAUCAUGCCGGAUUUCCGCAUCUUCCGCGAUUCUCGGUUCGCAUUUACGACUGCCAGUGUCUUCUUCAUUGAGUGGGGUCUCUUUGUGCCGAUCAGUUAUAUCUCAUCCUACGGUCUCGAUCACGGGUUCUCAACUCAAUUUUCCUACCAAAUCAUUGCCAUACUGAAUGCCGGUUCGUUCUUUGGCCGAUGGCUUCCGGGCUUCUUUGCCGAUUUCCUGGGCCGCUUCAACACCCUCAUUGCAACAGUAGCGCUCUGCCUACUCUGCAAUGCCUGCCUGUGGCUUCCAGCUGGGAGUACUAAGGCUCUGCUCAUUAUAUAUGCCGCGCUCUUUGGGUUUUCCAGCGGAAGCAAUAUCAGCUUGACGCCCGUCUGUGUCGGUCAGCUUUGCAAGACUGAGAAUUACGGCCGGUAUUACGCAACUGCCUACACUAUUGUCAGCUUCGGUACUCUCACCGGAAUUCCCAUCGCUGGUGAAAUCUUAUCGCGCUGCAAUGGUUCAUACUGGGGCCUAAUCACAUUCACAAUUAUCUGCUACGCGGCUGGUCUGGCAUGUUGCACCGCCGUUAAGGUUAUUCAGGUUGGCUGGCGUCACCCCCUCGCGAUCUACUAA
Molecule: messenger RNA, 1518 nt
Organism: Penicillium nucicola
Lineage: Eukaryota; Fungi; Ascomycota; Eurotiomycetes; Eurotiales; Aspergillaceae
Product: MCT family MFS transporter
Exons: 2
Coding region: 1-1518 (505 amino acids)
Biological process (GO): transmembrane transport
Cellular component (GO): fungal-type vacuole membrane
Molecular function (GO): transmembrane transporter activity
Source: RefSeq, a predicted model, not a curated record